This is a messenger RNA of Raphanus sativus (radish), 869 nucleotides long. RefSeq lists its product as uncharacterized. The transcript has 8 exons. NCBI's taxonomy places the organism in Eukaryota, Viridiplantae, Streptophyta, Magnoliopsida, Brassicales, Brassicaceae. Bases 308 to 760 code for a protein of 150 amino acids. The record is from RefSeq and is a predicted model, not a curated record.
CCCCUCCAUAAGUAUGAGAAUCAUUAGAGGUAAAUUCACAAUUGAAAUUUCGGAUUUCAAAGUCCGCUAAAAACCAAAAUUAAAGGUUAAGUAGAAGUCCGCUCGCGUAACAAACUUUUUGGAGGUUCUAUAAAGUCCGCGAGUGUAACUAACUCUUUUAGUCUCUCCACGAAACUCCCAGAGACAGAGAGAGAUAGAGAGAGAUUCUCUUCGACGAAGGCGAUUCGUUAACCGACUUCAUCCUCCUCCACCGUCUUCCACUUCUCUCUCCGUCGCCGGCUCCAGAUUCUCUCUCCGACUGAUCGCAAUGACAAGUGAAGAAAAUAACGGCAAAAUGUCGGGUCCAUCGGAAACAAGAUCGCCUCCGGUUGAGAAAGAUGACGAGAUUCCUGAAGGAGAAGAGUCACUUGAAAAAAACGACUCGGGAGACGAAGCUGCUGCUGCUAGUGGUGCUGUGAAUCCUUUGUCUAGCGAUGCUGCUCUGAUCCUCCCAUCGUUACAGAAUCUCCUGCUCAACAACGACAUCCUGAGGGAGAGGCUAAGCGGAUUGAUUCAGCUCUAUCAUCCAACUGCUCAAGCCACAAAUGCAAACGUAAUUACCGAAAGCGAGCAGAUUGCAAGGGAGGCUGCUCUAUCUUCUCAGGUUCUUUUCUUGGAGCAGAGUGUGCAGAAGCUUGAAGAGGAGGUUGAGAUUCAGAAGAAACUAAACGCUCAGCUAGAAGAACAUAUCAAGAGCUUGACGACGAGCAGUGAUCCAUAAAGGCAAGGAUUGAUUUUGUGCUCCAUCUUGAAGGAAGCAUAUGCACCACCACUCUCUUCGCAUUACAUAUUUUUCUUCUCUCUCUUAGAAAACGUUAUGGACAGAUGAU